Molecule: messenger RNA, 3125 nt
Organism: Pararge aegeria (speckled wood butterfly)
Lineage: Eukaryota; Metazoa; Arthropoda; Insecta; Lepidoptera; Nymphalidae
Gene: sim
Product: single-minded homolog 1
Exons: 9
Coding region: 171-1847 (558 amino acids)
Biological process (GO): regulation of transcription by RNA polymerase II
Cellular component (GO): cytoplasm; transcription regulator complex; nucleus
Molecular function (GO): protein dimerization activity; RNA polymerase II transcription regulatory region sequence-specific DNA binding; DNA-binding transcription factor activity, RNA polymerase II-specific
Source: RefSeq, a predicted model, not a curated record
UCCGGUUCGCGCGCUUUUCAACGCCGCCAUUUUUGUGUGUAACGUUCGGAAAAACUAAAAUGUGAAUUUUUGUUUCAACACCUGUGUCCAUUUAGAUUUUUUGUUUUUAAUUAUUGUUGUGUUGUGUUUUUUACGAUUUGUGUUGUUUGGAUAAAUUUAUUUUUGUAAAAAUGAAGAUCACAAGGAAAAUGGCUUGCCGCAAAGAGCAGCACCGGUCUUACGGCGUCACUGCGGCCAUCAUGAAGGAGAAAAGCAAGAACGCAGCGCGAUCCAGAAGAGAAAAGGAGAACGCCGAAUUCUUAGAACUAGCCAAACUUCUUCCGCUUCCAUCAGCAAUAACCUCACAGCUCGACAAGGCGUCAGUUAUAAGACUUACCACAAGCUAUCUCAAAAUGAGACAAGUAUUUCCAGAUGGUCUUGGAGACGCAUGGGGCGCGGCACCACCACCUCCACAGCCCCGGGAACUGUCCAUCAGGGAGCUGGGCUCACAUCUCCUUCAGACCCUGGACGGUUUCAUAUUCGUGGUGGCACCUGAUGGCAAGAUCAUGUACAUAAGUGAAACAGCGUCGGUGCACCUUGGGUUGAGUCAGGUGGAACUGACAGGAAACUCGAUCUACGAGUACAUCCAUCAAGCAGAUCACGACGAGAUGAAUGCAGUGCUAAGCUUGCAGCAUCCCCACACUUACAUCGUACCACCUUCGCUCGGAUACCCAGUUGGAGGUACUUGGGGGCCCAAUGUUGACGUAGAGUGUGAGCGCGCCUUCUUUAUUCGUAUGAAGUGUGUGCUCGCGAAACGAAACGCUGGGCUCACCACAUCUGGAUACAAGGUGAUCCACUGCUCGGGGUAUCUACGCGCGAGGCGGUUCGGCGAGGCCACCGCACCGUUGGGCCUGGUAGCCGUUGGACACUCGCUCCCCCCGUCCGCGGUGACGGAGCUCAAACUGCACUCCAACAUGUUCAUGUUUCGAGCAUCGUUGGACAUGAGGCUGAUUUUCUUGGACGCAAGGGUGGCGUCGCUGACAGGUUACGAGCCACAGGACCUGAUAGAGAAAACGCUGUACCACUACAUCCACGGCACAGAUGUGUUGCACAUGCGUUACUCGCAUUGUACACUAUUAACGAAGGGCCAGGUGACGUCCCGAUACUACCGCUUCCUCACCAAGUCGGGUGGCUGGGUGUGGAUGCAGAGCUACGCAACCAUAGUGCACAACUCGCGCUCCUCACGCCCCCACUGCAUCGUCUCUGUCAACUACGUGCUCAGCGACAUCGAAGAAAAACACCUAAUCCUGAACAUAGAUCAAGGACCGCCAAAGUUGAACCACGCAGACAUUCCCCCAGCGACCCACGGCCCUCCCACAGACUCACCCCAACUCCCACCGCGACACACAGACAAAAUCAAUCACCUCAACGAGAACGACUUUAACACAGACUCCAGUGGGGGGUACUACCCAGAAUAUACUUUACCCCUCAUAACACCUUAUGAUAAUCCCGAGGAGUAUCAUCAAAACGGCUCAUACCAGGAUUUGUUCUACGAAAACUACACAGAGCCGGAAGUUGUGCCGAGCAAUUACGUCUACCCCCAGAACCAGAGACCGUUUUCAGCCAGUUCCUCAUCGUGUAGCUCAAUAGAGAGCUCGGAGAUCAAUCAAUACAACUACACCAAUUUAAUAUCCUUCUACGGUCAGAAUCCAAAUCAGAACGGCCGGCCUGCAGAGAACUUCGGGGGUAACUUCGGAAAAAUCACCCCCAACCCUCAAGUUCAAGAGGGGGGCUAUACAAGUGUAAUCGUCGAUAAUACGCAACAGUUUCACCACCACGGCGGGGGGGUGAACGAAUUCGUGCAUUGAUAACGUUAUAUAACGUGAACUGUGUUAUUUUUUUUCGAUAACGUUAUGUUUGAGUAACACCUAUAAGGAUUGUUAUUAUAACGUUAUUUUUUAAUAACGCCCAAAAGUAUUAAUUGCUGUUAAAUGGAUAUUUUAUAUUCAUGACCACCGCUUGCAAAAAGUUAUAGAAUAACGUGAAUUUUUGUGUGAUUUUUUUUAGUGACACCAAAGUGACUGUCAAAUGAUUUUGCACAUACAUAUGCUUGGCCAAGUGUUCAACUUUGUUUUGCACGCGGAUACGUUUGUAGACAUAUCAACAGAGUAAGGUUUGCACUCUAAACCACGUGUUUUGCGACACGUUUAUGACAGUGUUAAAGAGAUGCAGUAAAUUGGAGCCUUACAUCUUUUGGUAAAUGCCGAUAUCGUUUAGAUAGCGUCGCGUCAGUGUAUCGGAGCAUGGAAAGGAACUUUAGAGUCCUUGUUCCUCGCACCACCUCGAACUAUCCGAUAUUAUUCUGUUUAUACGGCUUUCUCAGUACUCUGUAUGACUAUCCUUACUUUGCGGUAUUAGCGUACCCUGUAAACCUAUCUAUAAUGUAGUCUAACAAAUUUCACCUCUAUUCUAUUUCUUAAUUCCUAAGUUUGAGAAUUCCCUCGUGAAUUAUUUCAGUCGCGUCAACUUUGAUCGCAAAACGGAAGUCAACCCUCUACUAAAUUAAGAAAUAAAUAUUUAAUAUUACGUCAUUAAUAAAUAAAUCUAUAUUUUGUCAAGAAUGGCCCAUUUGUUAUACAGAUUCCUGUAUUGCAGUAUGAUCAUUUGCAUAUUAGCGCUUUUUAGAGAUCUGAGAAGAUAUGACAAUAAAUUAUAUCUACUGAGGGCUGACUUUUUAAUCGUUCUUAUGUUAGGUUAUAAAUAUAUUUGACAGAUGGCAUAGAAAACUACUGUUGAAACUUCAAAUACCAUAAAAACACAGAUAAUAGUCUGAGGAAUGAGAUUUGAGGAUAUGCCGUUUUUUUUUUAAAUCAAAUGUCUACUAAUUUUGCGGGCAAAAAAAACCGAGAUAAAAAAAAACGGCAUUAAUAAGACUGCGUUAUGUCAUAUCGAAUAAAGCGACGAAGUUGAAAAUAAAAUUCGAAUCACUCUUAUUAUUUUACAGUGUGCUUUUUGAGAACAAUAUUGAAUAAAUUUUGAGCCUUUUUUAUCGUGCCUAGAAUCGAACAUGAAUUAAUGACAUUUUUGUUUCAAUUUCGUCAUAUAUUAUGAAAAUUAAGCUUAAUUUGCUAUACUCGAACAGCCGG